Messenger RNA from Branchiostoma belcheri (Belcher's lancelet), 1215 nucleotides. Its product is annotated as dnaJ homolog subfamily C member 9-like. Gene Ontology annotation, cellular component: cytoplasm; nucleus. Gene Ontology annotation, molecular function: heat shock protein binding. Bases 157 to 915 code for a protein of 252 amino acids. The transcript has 6 exons. The record is from RefSeq and is a predicted model, not a curated record. Lineage: Eukaryota; Metazoa; Chordata; Leptocardii; Amphioxiformes; Branchiostomatidae.
CACACAUGUAACUCGUACCAAGCUUGGAGUUCAAAGGUCACCACUUCCCAUCAUCCUCCAGGAAUUUCGCGCCAUUUUGAAAAAAAAAGAGCGAAGAUCGAGAAAGAAACCCUUCAGAAAUCGCCUUGUAUCUUCUUACCUGGGCACACCUGCGCCAUGCCGGGACUUCUCCAGACCUGUGAGGACCUGUUCAGCACCCGUGACCUCUACAAGGUCAUAGGAGUGGAGAGAACUGCGACGGAGAAACAGGUGAAGAAAGGGUACUACCGCAUGUCGAUGAGAUUCCACCCUGACAGAAACUCAGACGACGCCCAGUCCACAGAAAAGUUCCAGGCUCUGAGUAAAGUCUACUCUGUCCUGUCUGACACUGGGAAAAGGGCGCUGUAUGAUGAAAGUGGAGAAGUAGAUGAUGAAGUUGAUGUGGAUGAGGAUAAAGACUGGGCUUCCUACUGGAGACUGUUGUUCCCACAAGUCACUCUACAGGCUGUGAAAGACUUCGAGAAGAAUUACAAGGGUUCAGAAGAGGAGCUUGCUGACCUGAAGUCUGCGUACCUGGAGCACGAGGGCGACAUGGAUGACAUCAUGGACGCCGUUACCCUGGCAACGCUCGAGGACGAGCCGCGCUUCCGCAAGCUGCUGAUUGGUCAGAUCAGGUCAGGUGACCUGCCAAACUUCCCAGCAUUCUCUCAGGAGGACAGGAGCAAGCAGCAACGCAGGAAAUGCAAGGCUAAGAAGGAAGCAAAGGAGGCGGAAUCAGCGAUGAAAGAACUGGGCAUGGACGGUUCGGAGGACGUGCUGCAGAAAAUGAUCGCUCAGAGAAGCCAGAACAGAGAGAGUCAGUUUAACAACUUCAUGGCUGACCUGGAGGCGCGAUAUGCACCCAAGGGGAAGAAAACCAAGAAAGGGAAAAAGUGAAACAGGGAAACAAAAAAAAAAACAAAAACAAAAAAAAAAACAGCAGUAAAAUCAGUUCUAGAUAUGAAAACAAAGAAGACCUUGCUGGGAUAGAUCUACUGACUUUUUUCUUGUAUUAGAAGGUAUAUUAGAAGCUGUAUUAGAAGGUUCUUUAUUAAAAAAACAGUGGGAUUUUAUUUCCAACUUGUCGGUGACUGUCUGUCACCUUCUUCAGGGCAACAAUUGUCCAAUGGGCUAGUAUCUAAAAGUAUUGGCCAUUGUUAUGUUAUGUUAUGUUAUGUUAUGUUAUGUUAUGUAUCA